AUGUCGGACAGAGGGAUCCCUUCGCCGCCUCGUUGCCCGCACAUUGGCCAAGGCCUGGGGAGCCACGCUCGACCAAGCUACACGUCCUUUCCAAUAGCACUUCAGUCGCGGGCGGGGAUAGAUGCUGUGGUCGCCGCGGUCCGGGCUGCACUGGACGGGCGACCUGAUGCCGUGGUAGUGUCGGCCAGCACAACGCCCUCGCCAGAGCCGCAAGCGGUUUGCACCCGUCCGACAACCUUCUGGCCUUCUUGGACGACCGUCGUCACGGUGGCUACGCGCGCGCGGCCCGCACUGGACCAGGUGGUGGGGACCGUGGAAGCGGAUUGCCCGGAUUGCGGGAUCGCCUCCAACCUCGGGCCCUGCACCAGCCCAGAACAACUAGGCGCGGACGUGUGGCGGGGAAACCGGCCCACGCAUGUGCGUGGCAUGGUCGUGUUGGGGUCUCCCGUCGGCCAUCCCGACUUCGUGCAAGCGUGGGCUGUCGCGAAAAUGGCCGAGGAACGGGAGUUCCUGCAACACCUGCCCCAGCUCUCCAUUUGCAGUGUGCAUGGCUGCUGCUCGCCUUAUGCGCCUCCCCGCGCGAACCACGCCUUGGGCUGCCUACGCCGCAGCGCACGACCAAGCCGUGUGGGGCACUCUCCGAAUGCCUGGAAGGUGAUGGGGGCGAGGACGCGGACGAGCAGUUCGCAUGCGAAUUAG
This is a messenger RNA of Symbiodinium natans, 699 nucleotides long. The record is from the annotation of a GenBank genome assembly. NCBI's taxonomy places the organism in Eukaryota, Dinophyceae, Suessiales, Symbiodiniaceae.